UUGGACACAUAACAAGAGAAAAGUACAACGGUGACGGAUCGUUUCUUGUAUAUUAUGGUAUUUUUUAACAUGACAAAUUGAAACUAUCUGUUGUACCGGACGUAGCUAACAAGCAGGAAAAAAUCAUCUAUCGCACACUUGAUAAUGGACAAGGCUUUAGUGUUUUAAAGUUGAAACCGUUUAAUUCUUGCAGUUUCUUUAACGAAUAGUCAUGAAAUUUGGUCACAAACGAAAAUAAGACCAAGUCAAUCAAAAUUAAACUAAGAGGAAUUGAAUAUACACAUAGCUGUUUUGACUAACUGAACAGAUUAUUGUCACUCAACGAGGGGCGCAGCGAGGAUUUGGAAAUGUUGAUGUCCGUCCGUUCGACAUAUCGAGUUCCAAAAUCAGUAUUGAUCACUUUUUGUGAUGACGAUCUCCCCGGUGAUUUUGACCCUUGUCUCCAUCCUGAUACACUCAACUUUACAGUCCCAAAAUGAAGAUGAUUAUCAUACCCAUCCAUGUAACAGAGAAUGUUUAGACGAUUCCGAACCAAAAGAAUGUAAAUAUGAUUUUACCAUAGAGUAUUACUACACCCUCACUCAGGCUUGUUAUGAUUGUCCAUAUAAUAUCACUGAUUGUUUACGUCCACAUUGUGUGUCUGCAGAUGGUGUGUCACGUGCAAUUAUGACCGUAAACAGGAAGUUGCCUGGACCAUCCAUACAUGUGUGUAAAGGGGACACAGUAGUAGUAAAUGUGAAGAAUAUGUUAGAAGGAGGCGAAGGUGUGUCACUCCAUUGGCAUGGUGUUCUUCAAGAAGGUACCCCACAUAUGGAUGGCGUCACUAUGAUAACACAAUGCCCUAUUCAUACUCAUACCACAUUUCAAUAUAGAUUUAAAGCAAACGAUCCCGGAACACAUUUCUGGCAUGCCCAUUCCGGACAGCAGAGAACAGACGGUAUGUUUGGAUCUUUUGUCAUCAGACGACCAAGGUCACAUGAUGCAAGCUCAAUGUUCUACGAUGAAGAUCUCCCUGAACACACUAUUAUGUUAAACGAUUGGUUGGAUCAGAUGGGAGCAGAAGCUUUUGCUGCGGGACAUCAUGCUAUGAAAGACCAUUUUCCUAGUUCAAUUCUCAUUAAUGGACGAGGAACAGUCAAAGAAUUUAAUGAAAUCACAGACCACAGUUCUCACGGUUCCCACCAUAAAGAUACAACUUUACCAGAAGAUAUGAUUAUGGACACUUUGACAACUACUCGUACAAUGGAAAUGACGCACGCUGAUCAUAUGUUUGACCACAUGAUGCACAAAAGAAGUUCAGAACAUGCAGAAAUGCAAUCAGUUCAUAAUAUGCAUAAUAUGGAUACUGGCGCUCACAGUAUGUCUGAUCUAGAUGCACGUCAUACGCCGCAUGCACUUUUCAAAGUUAAACAAGGAAAGAGAUAUCGAUUCCGAAUAAUUAGUAAUGGCAUCGCCAACUGUCCCAUACAGUUCUCUAUCGAUCAUCAUAGUUUAACUAUAAUAUCAACAGACGGAUCACCAUUCAAUCCCAUCUUAGUUGAAUCAUUCACUAUUUUUGCAGGCGAAAGAUACGAUUUUGUUCUGACUGCUAAUCAGCAUAAGCGAAACUACUGGAUUAGAGCACGAGGAUUAGCCGAGUGUGGACCUGAAUACAAAUCUGUAAGUCAGACGGCUUUCCUUUCAUACGAAGAUGCUGCUAUUGUGUUACCCCCAGAAUCUCCUGAUUAUCAAAGUGGAAAUAGACAAGGACUGAUGCUUAAUCCUUUAAAUAUCGGGCCAUCAAGAGGAUUUAUCACUGUAGAUCAACUGGAUUCUUUAGUUCCAGAUGAUGACGUGUUAAAACCAGUACCAGAUAAGAAAUUUUACAUAGCAAUGGAUUUUAAUAUGGUAGAAAACCCAUAUUUUCAGAACAGCAAAUACUAUUCACUAAAUACUAUGAUGAACCGACAUGGACAUGGGAAACACAGCAUGCAUAUGUUGUCACCACAACUUAAUCAUAUAUCGUUUAUGGUGCCUCCAUCACCCCCACUUUCUCAACAUUCGAAGACUAUUGAUGACUUUUUUUGCAAUGAAGAAACUAUGAGUGAUAAGGAUUGCACCACAGAAUUCUGUCAAUGUACUCAUCGUAUCAAAGUACAGCUUGGAGAAGUUAUUGAACUUGUAUUAGUGGAUGAAGGGAAAUCACAGAAUAAUAACCAUCCAAUGCAUUUGCAUGGCCAUAGUUUCAGAGUAGUAGCGAUGGAAAAGCUAAAUACAUCAACGACAGUCGAGUUUGUUAAGGUAUUGGAUGCAAUGGGACAAAUCAAACGGAAGUUAACGAGAGCAGUGUUGAAGGAUACAGUCACUGUUCCUGAUGGGGGAUACACAAUCAUACGAUUCAAGGCAACUAAUCCAGGUUUUUGGUUGUUUCACUGUCAUAUAGCUUUUCACAUGGCAAUGGGUAUGACGUUAGUCAUUCAAGUUGGCGAAACACACCAAAUGCCAAAACCUCCAAAACGUUUUCCAAAAUGUGGCGAUUGGACUCCAGAAUCAUUGGACGAUGAAGUCACUGAAGAAUUUAAAUCAUGUCCACAAUUACCAACGUCUGUAGCGACAUCUACAACAACUGUUGCCACGACAACGAAAGCACUUACAACACUACCAUCGGAUAAUCAACAAUACUUGGGUGGUCUUUCACAGACACGUGACGUUGAAGGCAGCUCCGUUACACUUCAUUAUGUUCUUCUUUUAUGGAUGACUGGUAAAAAAUCGAACAACACAACUCCAACUUUAAAUACGCCAAAACCCAAUCGUUUAAACAAUUAUGGCCAUUUCCCAAUUCAAGUCAGCAAUGGCGCCAAAAAGUUUCUUCCAAAACCUGCAUAUAAUAUACAUGCUUUACGUAAUAUUCCUGACAUUCCAAUUCAUCUCGCUGGACGUGCUCGGACUACUCUUCAGGAACUAUUACAAUAUGCUAAACCACUUGACAUGCGCAAACCUUUAAGAACGAGAGGAAGAUCGUUAAAACGAUUGAGACAUAAGACAAUUCUUGGAAAAAAGUUAUCAAAUAUUUUGAAGAAGCAACAGCUAAGAAGACUACAUAGGUGAUUUUAACAUCACAAAUACGAUACACUGUUGAAAUCCACCAAUUCCUUGGUCUCCGCUUUCAUCCCAGAUAUUAAACAUGGGUGAUUUUUUUACAGCGAAAAAAGAUCUUUACACAUUGGAUAUUUGUGUAGUUAGUUUUACUGACAAUAGCCAGAUAUGGUUGUUAACGCUGGUUCACUUCGUGCUUUAGCAUUGUUUAUAGCUGGGAAACAGUCAAUGAUAUUGAUUAACUGAAACGCAGACACAUACCACACUUUUGGGUGUGAAGAACGAGUAUUACCUGUACUCCUUGGAAUAAUAGAUACAUUUUGUCGAACCUGUUUGCAUUUAUAGAUAUUUCAACCGAUAGGAAAACGAAACUAAUGCAUAGUUUUCAUGUCAAUUUUAAUUCUUGCACUUUAUUGUUUUCAUUAAUGUCCAUAGUUUUCCCAUGGUAUCACAUAUGUAUUAAAGCAAUACGUUUUGGAUUCUUUAAUAAAAAAUAAUAAUAAAACUAUCAUUCACAAUUGAAACGAUAAAAACAUAGUUUAUAGUCACAUAAAGAAAUAUAUGUAUUGUUGUAUGAAACUCAUCUUUUUAAAUUUGAGAAACUUCCGACUUUCACAAUGGCAAUCAAAAGCUAUUUCAUGAGGACAAAAUAAUGACUAUUUUUUUUUAUUUUUUCUAUCAAUCUAUCUCUUACAUUUGAUUUCAAAGUAUUUCUUUUUUAAUUAGCUUAUUUGAUUGGUUAAUUUAUUUCUGUCCCUUUUUUUUAAGAAUGAUUUUUUUUUCUGACGGCGAUUAAGAGAAGAAUUUCUGAAGUAAACACCAAACUGUGGUUUCUGCAUAUCAUUUAUUCUUGUAAAUUAAGUAACCAAAAAACCGGUACAAAUUUUAAGAAAGCAUUAUUUAAGAUAAAAACAAUCAGUGUAUUGCCACAGUUAUUGAAUAGUUAUAUAUUUUUAAAAAUAAUUAUGUAUGUAUGUUAACCAUUUUGUCAUUUGUAACAAAGUUCAUUGUUGUUUUCAUGUUUUGUUGUUUAGCUUUCAUUUGAUAUGGACAUACACAGAAAAUUAAAAAAUACACAAAUAAAAAUUUGACAAUGAAACCUAAAUAGAGAUCUGUACUGAAUAUUACAAAUACAAGAUUUGACAUUAUCUUACUUUGGGCUACAAUUUGUAAAAUCACUGCAUGCGUUCAGAUUCUUUCUCUUCCUUUGUAUUUGAAUUUGGUCGGAAAUAUAUAUAAAAAAAAAUAUUGCAACACCCAAUGCAUCGAAAUAUCGAAAUAAAUCAAAUAUCUGUAUUUAAAGUAUAAACGAAAAGUCCAAUAUACAUCUGAGGAUAAUUUGAUCAGUUUGUGUUAUAUGGUGUAAAAAUGGUUCAUAAAUUGACAAUAAUUUUAUGUCAAGUAUAUGUUGAUUAUUAUUGAUUCACCUUGACAAUUUUGUUAUGUGAAGACAAAUAAAGAUUUUUGAAUAA
Mytilus trossulus (common blue mussel) is the source of this 4547-nucleotide messenger RNA. RefSeq lists its product as uncharacterized. The coding region runs from base 409 to 3087 and encodes 892 amino acids. The transcript is spliced from 12 exons. Gene Ontology annotation, molecular function: oxidoreductase activity; copper ion binding. Lineage: Eukaryota; Metazoa; Mollusca; Bivalvia; Mytilida; Mytilidae. The record is from RefSeq and is a predicted model, not a curated record.